Actinia tenebrosa (Australian red waratah sea anemone) is the source of this 924-nucleotide messenger RNA. Its product is annotated as endothelin-converting enzyme 2. The record is from RefSeq and is a predicted model, not a curated record. Gene Ontology annotation, biological process: protein processing. Lineage: Eukaryota; Metazoa; Cnidaria; Anthozoa; Actiniaria; Actiniidae. Gene Ontology annotation, molecular function: metalloendopeptidase activity. Gene Ontology annotation, cellular component: plasma membrane.
GCAGUCCACACUGAAUUCUGAUAACACACCGUUUUGGGAAGUGAAGGUAAAUCAUAGGAGACACACAGAAAAAGUCACUUCAUGGUAAUGGGAAGAAUGACGAAUGUUGGCAGAGGUGGGAAACAAGAGAACAAGCGAUGGUCUUCAAUCCAUGGUCCUCGUUUCUUGGCAGUCUUACUUGUGAUAUCAAUGAUCCACGUAGCAGCAAGUCAGAACAAGAAGACGACUCUCGAACAGGGUUUAAACAAGAUUCGAUCCCCAAGAUUUKCCAAGACAUCAGUCAAAACCAACUCUCAAUCUAGCAAGAUUUGCAACACUCCCRAAUGUAUUGAUGCAGCCAAUCAAAUUAACCGUUCUAUGAACCUUUCCGUAAACCCUUGCGAGGAUUUUUAUGAGUACGCCUGUGGCAGAUGGUCGGAAAACAAUCCUUUCCCUCCCGGUUAUUCUUAUUAUUCUAUAUUUAAAAAAGCCGAAGCGAAAACAGAUAAAUACAAAAAACGAAAAUUAGAAAAAGCCAAAAUCGACAUCAACGGAGCGAGCGCAGAAGUACAGCGAAUGCCAACAGAUUUCUACCAAUCRUGCAUAAACUUGACGGCCAUUGAAAUUCUUGGUGACGCACCUCURAGGAAACGCAUUAGAGAGUUGGGAGGUUGGGGCAUGAGUGGAAACUGGGACGAGAAUGCCUGGGAUUUUAAGAGAAGCCUUCUUUCUAUUCAUAAAUUGAAAGCCAGUGAUUCGCCUGUUUUUCGAGUAUACAUCCUCAGUGACCUUGACGACAACACAAAGAAAAUGAUCUCCAUAUAUAACUCUGGAAUAGCCCUAGCGAAAGAAGUAUAUCAAAAUCUAUCAUCAGAGUGCGAAUCGAAAAACCGUGGGCGCCUAGAAAUAUGUCAAGAAUGUUUUUUAACCAAUCAGAAGCGUUAG